AUGGCUACCUUCACUCGUCUUAUCCGCUUCCUGGCCAAAGAUGGCCAAGUCUACUACGGCGAUGCUCUUCUCCCAUCCGGAGUGAGCGAUAUCGCCAAGACCACCAAAGCCAAGAUCAUUCAAGGCGACAUCUUCGGCCAGCACCGGGUCACCGACAAAGUCGCAGAUGUUCGAAUGCUCCUCUCGCCCCUAGCCCGCAAGGACAUCGGCACAGUCCGCUGCCUGGGUCUGAACUAUGAGCAGCAUGCCAAGGAGUCCAACAUGCCCAUUCCCAAGUAUCCGAUUUUGUUCUACAAGCCCAUCACCUCCAUUGCUGGGCCUACAGAUGACAUCCCUGUGCCCAAGAUCGCACAGGAGUUCGAAGGGCUGGAUUACGAGUGUGAGCUUGUCGCCAUUAUCGGGAAGGAGGCGAGUAACGUUCCCGAGAGUAAGGCUCUGGAUUAUGUCCUGGGCUAUGCUGUUGGUAACGAUGUCUCCCACCGGGAUUGGCAGAUCAAGUUGGGUGGUGGGCAGUGGAGCUUGGGUAAGGGUUUCGAUGGUUGGGCGCCUUUCGGUCCUGGCAUUGUUUCGCCCAAAGUGAUUGCGGAUCCUAAUGCUUUGAAUAUCUCGACCAAGUUGAAUGGGAAGACGGUUCAGGCUUCUUCUACGAAGGAUAUGAUCUUUGGUGUGGCUAAGACUAUCGCCUUCCUUUCUCAGGGCACUACGCUGUUGCCCGGAGAUAUGAUCUUCACUGGGACACCCCAGGGUGUGGGCAUGGGCCGCAAGCCUGCUUUGUGGCUGAAGGAUGGCGAUGAGGUCGAGGUUGCGCUUGAAGGCGUCGGGUCCUGUGUUAACAGGGUCGUCUUCGAGAAGCCUGCCUCCAAGCUGUAG
Molecule: messenger RNA, 870 nt
Organism: Penicillium bovifimosum
Lineage: Eukaryota; Fungi; Ascomycota; Eurotiomycetes; Eurotiales; Aspergillaceae
Product: fumarylacetoacetate hydrolase family protein
Exons: 3
Coding region: 1-870 (289 amino acids)
Molecular function (GO): catalytic activity
Source: RefSeq, a predicted model, not a curated record